Molecule: messenger RNA, 5202 nt
Organism: Mya arenaria
Lineage: Eukaryota; Metazoa; Mollusca; Bivalvia; Myida; Myidae
Product: serine/threonine-protein phosphatase 6 regulatory ankyrin repeat subunit B-like
Exons: 6
Coding region: 143-1120 (325 amino acids)
Biological process (GO): intracellular signal transduction
Molecular function (GO): protein binding
Source: RefSeq, a predicted model, not a curated record
UAGCGCGUUGCUGAUUCCCGUACAAUACAGUACGGGAAAUAGCAAAGGGCUAGUACAAUAACGUCGGAUUUUUCGAUAAUCAACAAAAAGAUGGAGGAAACAUCUGUCAAAUGUCAAAGAAGAGAACGUUAAAAUUUGAUCAAUGGGUAACUCUAAGUCAACAAAGGUGGAGCAUGUGUCCCUCCACAUGCCACAGAAGGAGCGUGACCUUCACCUUGCUGUCAUGGCCAAUGACAGGGAUGGGGUCCGGUCUCUCAUCAGUGCAGGGGCAGACAUAAACUACCCGUGGAGUAACCCAGCCGUCCCCAGUGUGAAGGAUAGCACCACUCCACUACUAGCUGCUGUGUCACUGAACCAUGUAGAGAUAUCCAUGAUUCUGUUGAAGGCGGGUGCAGACAUCAACAUGACUGACAGGAAUGGCUGUACUCCGCUGUACAAGGCUGCGUAUCAUGGUCGACCUGUACUCGUAGACAUUCUCACCAAUCAUGGUGCAAACCUGAACAAGGCAGAUAAGGAUGGACAAACCCCGCUGUAUAUCUGUGUACAGAAUGCUGUCAUACACUCCAGCUAUGCGACAGUGGAGAUGCUUCUGGCUGCCGGGGCAAAUGUUCAUCAGAGUGAUAGAAAUGGCAAGUCUCCCAUCCAUGUAGCUGCUCACUGGAAAAUCAAAGAUAUGAUUCGGAUCUUGGCUGGCCCCACCAUGGUUAACAGAAUUGACAACAUGGGCCGCACCCCGUUGUACGUUUGUGUGAGCUCACUGAGCUGUGGUCUGUACAAGGAGGACUUGAAGUACCAGGUCCCCUGUAUCAAACUGUUGUUCCACGCAAACUGUGACAUGUUGAACCUUAUGGACUGGCUAAAGAUGAAGGGUCCCGGUAUUCCCCCGGAGCUGCUCGCGAAUGACGAGGAGUUCUUCGACUGGUACACAAAAAGUUUCAACUCUUCGCAUUCUCUGAAGAAUCUGUGUCGGAAAGUGAUCCAGCAGAGAAUGAUUGAGGCUACGAAAGACAAUUUCCUGAAAAAGAUUCAAUAUCUUCCACUUCCAUCAAAAUUGCACGUGUACUUGUCACGUAAGAUGUUCCUCAUCCCGACCCCGACUGUCUUACACAAUGAAAUAUGAGUCUUCAUUGUCUAUACAUUUAGCAGUUGUCUCCUGUUCAUGUCUACCUACAUUUGGUUUUUAUUUGAUUCUUUUAAAUUAGCUUUAAGAUCAUCUUAUUUUAAGAAUUGAAAUGGUUAAUUGGUGUGUAUAUAGUUCAUUCAUGAAAACCCUUGCGAUAUGACCAUGGGCUGUGAAUAAAGAUUUUUACCUUUUAGCUUUACAUACCCUAGAUAUUUUUAGAUGCUUACUUAUGGUACAGAAGGCUUUUUGGAUUAGGUAGUGCUUGGUACAGUUUAUAGAAAAUGAGUUUUAUUUUGAUGUAAAAAGAUUGCAAUCUGAUACAAGAUAAUUUGAAAAUGCAGACACUGUGGAAUGAUAUUUUUACUUCAUUUUACAGAUUUUAUGUUUUAUCAAUUUGCCAAGAAAUGCGCUAUCUUUUGAUAUCCAGAUAUUGAGGAUUUCAUAUUAGAUCUGACAAUAAGAUCUGAACUAUAUUUGAUUAAGAGAAAAAAAAUCCAAUUCGCUGGUUGAUAAGAUUUCCAUACAAGUCAUAUUCAUACUUUUAACAGAAUCUCAUAUAUAAAAUGUGAGAAUGCAAAAACACUGCUUGCUUACAUAGUAAUUGGCUUUGUCAAUGCAUUGGUAUGGUUACCAUUCAUAUGGUUAUCAUUUCUUUGUUAAUUUGUUGUUGUUGAAAUUAAAGAAGAAUUGUGUUUGUGUUCACUGAUACAUGUAUCAUUAUAUCCUUUCUAGAUUUGUAAUUUAAUUUACUGAUGGAUCAUGUUUUUAUUGUGCUGAAAUUAGAAUGCUUUAUUGACCUAUAAAAUUCAUGCUGGUUUAAGAACACAUGUUUUGGUCGAUGUUGUCUUUUGUCACAAAUAAAUCAAACAUUUUUAAUGGCAAUAGUGAAUUCAUUAAUGUUAUCUGGUACACAUAUUUGACCUUAUGGAUGCACAUGUGCUGAAGAGCAUGCAGUGAAUCUAAAGGGUUUAUAUUGCUGUAAAACAAUCAAUUGCUCACCAUUUUCAGAAGAUCUACAGUAAUAUCUCCAUUUUCUAUAAAUCUGUGCCCAAGUGAACCACGCAUGGGUUACACACCACCAAUUUUUUACUUACAAAUCUGGUCAAAUUAGCCUCAAAAAGUAAUAUGCACAGGGUGUGCCUGAUAGGACAAAUACAGUUAUUUAAUAUCCUUAAUUGUUAAAUAUAGAUUAUUGAAAUGUUAUCGAUUGAAUGUACAAUAGUUUUAUUUUUACAGUGUUUUCAUGUUAUGGCAAAUUGCUUUAUUUAACUAAAAUAAGUUUUGUUGAUGUAUUUUUGACAAUUUAUGUAUGGAAAACUAGUGCAGUUAGCACAUAUAUGUUUAUGGCAAGUUAUUUUGUCAGUGAUAAUUUUUUAUGAAAGUUUAAAGUUGUUUGAUUUUAAAAUACUUCUCAUAAUGGCAUUUUUUCCUCCAAGUUCUAAUACUUGUUACUUGGUUAUUGUUGAAUGUUUAACUGUUAUUCAUAUGACAUGUCUCCCUAUUGUUUGCACUCUUCCUUGUUUUUUUCUUUGUUACGUCUACUGAUUAACUUUAAACAUUUUUAAAGAUUUUCUCCAAUUACAAAUGGUAGAUGUAUAUGCGUCUGUCUGAGUUGCAGUGCAGGGGCACCCCCUCUGACUCAUUUGGCUUAGUUGCCCUUGUGCAGAAGACGGUGACACCUGUGACAAAAUUCAAACUUGUGUAAGAAAUUCCCACAAACAAUGCAACCACGAACAUGCAGAUAUAUGCUGAUAGGCUAGGCUAAUUGCAUCUAUCUUUAUGGUGUUAAAUUGUUUACUAUGGUAAGAAAUUUAAAAUGUAUUCAAGAACAAUUUACAUAUUUGACACCAUCAUUUUUGCACUCAAAAAUUACAAAAAAGUAUCAAGGUAUUACUGUUAGUGCUUAUGAUUUAAAUUAACUUUAUACCACAUGGGGUCGUUUCAAUACAGGAUUUUAAUCAUAACUCCAGUUAACUUUAAUCUGUUUAAGCAUCAUAAAUGGUAACAAAUUGUUUGUUUUUAAUUCUUCAACUUUGUGUUCAUUUUGAACACUGCCAUAUGUUCAAUUCACUCAAAUAUUCAGUAAAAUAAUGCAAAUGUGACACUUAUAAUAGUUUCAGUUUACGGCUAAAAACAAGUAGGAACAUUAUUGAAAUGGCCCCUGUCACUCAAUUUUCAUGUAAAUAGUUAUGCACAGAAUGACAUGAUAGUUAUAGUUCAUUCUUCUAAAAUCUUUAAUAAAAGUUGCUUAAAUUUUGUUCCUGCUAUUGAUUUUGCACAUGUAGAUUUGGUUGGGUGUAAUAUACUAGUCUUUAAGCUUUCUUUAGCUGGUGAAUUUUACUUCUUUGUUGUUUGGAUCAAGAAAGUAGAUUGAUUGUGUUGACAGUUUGUCUCGUAACUUAGGUAGUUUAGAAUUGAAUGUUGGCCAAAGUAUACUGUUUUAUACAGUGAAUAUUUCAUUCAUACACUAGUUUUAUGGCAACUUGCCAUGAUAGUGGUAUAACUAAUGAAAACAUCCUUUAUGUGUCUAAAAUGAGAAUAAGUUUAGAUAUUUGAUAAAAUAUGUAUGGUGUUGCUACUUUUUAUUGAAGCACUUAAAAGCGUCUAGACACCAGAUGAUAUCAUUGUAAGAAAAAAAGAAAAUUGUCAAAGACAAACAUAAAAUUGAUAUGGUUGUGUACAAUGCAUUUAAUCGUACUUUAUCAAUACUGAUGUAUCACAUUGCUUACUACACAUGUAUCUUUCACAUUUUUUUUCAAAUUUGAAGUUUACUUGGGUUGUCGACCACAUAAAUACUAGUAAAUUUAAAAAUAGUGUUGGUAUAUGUAUCUGUGCUAAUCACGUGACUUUCACAUGCUUAAUAUAUUACACACUAUAAACAGGAAAAACGUUGUGUUCAAUUUUUCAUGGGUAAACUCAGCAGGGCAGCGACAAAUAAUUAUUUUUAUCAUGUAAAGUGUUUUUAUUAUUGACCUCAUACUAAUUGGUAUUAACAAUUGUAGACUUGUUUUGAUGAUAUAUUGUAUUUGGGAGUUUUGGGACCAUCUGGUGUCUAGUCCCUUUAAGAGAGACCAUUCAUUUUUAAUUGUUCCUUACCCGGUAAUGUAGACAAAAUUAUUUUUGAUUUUGAUUUAUUUCUACAAAUUGUGUAUGCUCAGAAUUGCGGAAACCCCCAUAAAACAAGGGAAAAACGUACUUCAUCUAUUCAGAAUAGAUGUUAUCAUGUAUACAAAUAACUGAUGGGUGUAGUAGCAUCUACCUAUAUUUGCAGCUUGUUACACUUUUUUAUGGAAAGGUGACAGUAUUGUGAAUUUUGUAUAGAAUAAUUUAGUGCAACUCCUUUUUGAAUGAGUAAAUUAGAUUAAAUUUGCAUUUCUUGAAAACGGUUUAAUAUUUUAGACACAGUUUUCGUUGUUCAAGACAAAUGCACGUAUGUGUUCAUUAAUUAUGUGUUAUAACUUUUGAAAUUUAAUGAUUUGUUGUGCAAUGGAUGAAAAUAUUCUUUGAGUCCUUUUUAUGUUUAUUAUUUUAUCAAAAAGCAUUUUUAAUCUUCACAGAGCCAAUUGACCAGUCGCCAGUUGUCAAUCAAAAAAUCAUUUGACCAAUGACAGGAUAUAUUAAAGUACAUGGUUGCAUUAUCCAAUGAAUUAAUUGAAAAAAAACCUUGAUAAAUGAUCUUGACGAAUUGCAUUAAUUGCUUUGGCGUCUGACCAACUCUGCCACCUGUGGUCUUUCCUGUAGAUGAUGUUAUGGCUUUCUUACUUGUUCUUUUCUUGCUGUGGCACAAUUCUUCCUCUUUAUAUAACCUGUAAGACCAGUCUUUUUGCUGAAGAGGCUAUUGAUGCAGUGUUGAAUUAAUAGUUAGCUAGCAUUAAGGGGAAAUUCCCAUUUUUCUGUAUUUUGAAUUGUAAAAACUUUUCUGUUCAUUGCAAGUGCUAAUAAUUGUUGAAAUAUUUCUAAACUUGAUAAUCCAUGCAUGUACUCUUUAACCAAAAGAUUGGUCAUUUAUGUUAAUGCAGGCCAUUAACAUAUGCUUCUUUCAAGUUUUCAAUGUUUUGAAUUAAAAGUUUUUCAUUUAA